AUGAUGUCGGUUCGCCCAGUGGUGGCGCUGGCCGCUGCCGUGCUGCCAUUGUGCUCCGUCGCGCUGAAGGUCGUCGCUUCCGGCACCAGCCAGGGCGAGCCCGAGCUCUUCUCGGCGCCGUUCGAUGAUUUCGACGUCGACGAGCCCUCGGAGAGGAUGCCCGCAUCGGAAUCCGAAGAGGACAGCUUGACUGCGAGUAGCUUAAGCCUCGGGAAAAUCCGCGAGGGCCGCCCGAGGGAUAAGCGGUCUCGUGCGGCCAAGUCGUGGGCGCCGCCCACUCGCAACGGCUCCUUCCCGUUUGCGGGCCCAAUGCCGUCGCUGCUGUGGGACAAUCGCCUGCUGAUCGCCCAGGACAGGAAGUUUGCCUUCUGCUACAUCGAGAAAAAUGCGUGCACGCAGUUCAACUUGUUGGUAAAUGGCAUGAACGGGAUGCCGACAAAGGACCCAAUGCCGUUUUGGAAGUCGAACUCGGAUGGCGUGUACAAGGAAUAUUUCAAGACGCACAGCAUUUCCAAAGCAGACAAUUGGAGCAUAUCAAUUUUCGUUCGCGAUCCGGCAGAACGGUUCUUGUCCGCUUGGCUGUCAAAGUGUGACGCAUAG
Messenger RNA from Prorocentrum cordatum, 600 nucleotides. The record is from the annotation of a GenBank genome assembly. Lineage: Eukaryota; Dinophyceae; Prorocentrales; Prorocentraceae.